ACGUUGCGUGCAAAGCCUUUGGAUCCAAACAACCAUCUAUCGUUCAUCUAUGCAUACUUAGAUCAUUUCCCGCCAACCAUCAUGUCCACCUUGACAUUCUGGAAGCCAGGAACUGCAGGACCUGGGAGCACACUUGACAGAGCAACAGAGGAGGAAGGAAAUGUCGUUCAAUCUGCGCCUUCGCAGGGUUCCCUUUCUAUACAAGCGCAGCGUGAACGAUUGCCCAUUUGGAAACACCGACAAAAACUUUUGCACUGUGUAGAGAAGUAUGGUGUCACAAUUGUCGUCGGUCAAACAGGAUCAGGGAAAACAACUCAGCUACCCCAGUAUCUCCUGGAAUCGGGAUGGGCUUCUGAAGGUAAUGUCAUUGCAUGCACCCAACCACGACGCGUCGCAGCAACGUCUGUCGCUAUCAGAGUUGCAGCCGAAGUUGGUACCCUUCUUGGGGAUGAGGUUGGAUAUACUAUUCGCUUUGAGGAUGUCAGCGACAAGGAACGAACCCGGAUAUGUUACAUGACCGAUGGCAUGCUCUUUCGAGAGACGCUAAUUGAUCCUCUUCUCUCGCGCUACAGCGUUAUUAUGAUUGACGAGGCGCACGAGCGAAGUCUCUACACAGAUCUACUGCUGGGUGUCUUAAAGAAAAUUAGACGCAAGCGCCCAUCACUUAGGCUGAUAGUGUCGUCAGCUACUUUGGACGCCAGAUCGUUCUUGGAAUACUUCACUUCGGGAACACAUCCAGACGAAGCCACCAUUGUUAGUCUGGAAGGGCGAAUGUUUCCUGUUGAGGUUGCCUACCUUCAAGAGCCCGCUCCAGACUAUGUGAGGAAGGCAGUUGAAGUUGCAUGGAAUAUUAACUUGCAGCACGGUGCCGGUGACAUUCUGAUAUUCCUGACGGGACGUGAAGAAAUAGAAAGAUGCUUAGAGGAGCUCACAGAACUUAUCCCUACACUUCCACGAGGAGCUACACAGAUAAUUCCUCUUGCCCUGCACGCUGGCUUAAGCACGGAAGAACAGCUCAGGGUUUUCAAUGUUACAGAACGAGGGACGCGGAAGGUUAUCGCCGCCACAAACAUCGCAGAAGCCAGCGUCACCAUCGACGGGGUGAAGUUUGUUGUUGACAGUGGGUUUGUAAAGAUACGGACAUAUAAUCCAACCACGUUCCUUGCCUCACUGUCGACAGUUCCAGUUUCCCAAGCAUCUGCUAUACAGAGGGCUGGUCGCGCCGGACGGACCUCACCGGGAAUUUGCUAUCGUUUAUAUCCUGAAUCCGUUUUCGCUUCUCUUCCUACCAGCACGCCGCCUGAGAUCACUCGCACUGACGUGACCACUCCGAUCCUGCAGCUGAAGUCGCUAGGUAUAGAUGAUCUUAUGAAGUUUGAAUGGGAUGGCCUCCUUACUCCGAUUGGCGAGCGAGUCGCAGAAUGCCCCAUCGAGGUCAAUAUAGCUAGAAUGCUUUUUGCUUCGAAAGAUUUCAAUUGCGGCGAAGAAAUUCUUACGAUUGCUGCUAUGGUCUCAAUACAGGAUGCAUUCGUCAUACCUGAAGGUGCUCCCGGAGCGAUUGCAGAACUGGAGAGACGAAAAUUCACAGCCGAUGAAGGGGAUCAUUUGACACUUUUGAAUGGUACGUGUUAUCUAUGUUUGACAGUUGAUUGCUUACGUUCAAUAGCAUACAAUGCCUUCACUAAAUACGCUCAUGCACUCAACUUUCGUGCCAUGUCGAGAGCGGUGUCGAUUCGGUCCCAGCUGAAGAAAUACAUGAUUCGCUUCAACUUACCAUUGCAUAGCUGCGAGGGUGACGCUAAGCGGCUUCGGCAAGUGUCUGAUGGAACGUACCGGUCGGUGAAGGGAAACAAAACCUUAUAUGUCCACCCUACAUCUGUGCUUUUCACUCGAAAGCCGCGGACUGGGUGGAUCGUCUUCCACGAAGUGGAAGAAACUAAGAGGACACAGAUACGAAUACUCUCAGAGAUCGAACCAGAUUGGCUACUUGACUAUGGGCAUAAAUACCAACAUAGGCAUGCUGCGGAUUAAUUUGGACGGGACUUGGUCCCGGUAGUCAAUCAAAUGGUGUCGUCCCACAAUUGACCUGCGGCGAGGAGACUGGUGUUCGUUUCGCCUAGAAUAUGUGGUGACAUCGCACCCAUACUGUGAGGUAGUAUUGAGGGCGUUGGGCUGGUGAGAGGUGGAGUUGUAAAUGAACAGAAUGUGCAUUCGAAAAAGUGAUCGAAACUUAAAGGCUUGCCGAUCAUGACCCGAGUUGAAAGUCCGAAACGCCAUACAAAAUAAGCUAUGUAAUACC
Suillus paluster is the source of this 2299-nucleotide messenger RNA. Its product is annotated as P-loop containing nucleoside triphosphate hydrolase protein. NCBI's taxonomy places the organism in Eukaryota, Fungi, Basidiomycota, Agaricomycetes, Boletales, Suillaceae. The transcript is spliced from 19 exons. The coding region runs from base 82 to 2031 and encodes 649 amino acids. The record is from RefSeq and is a predicted model, not a curated record. Gene Ontology annotation, molecular function: RNA binding; ATP binding. Gene Ontology annotation, cellular component: intracellular anatomical structure; catalytic step 2 spliceosome.